AUGGCGGUUACAUCCCACGCGGCGGGGGCACAUCAACGUCGCGGGAGACCGUCUCGGGCGGCGCGGAUAAGGCGAAAAGUUACACGAGCAUGCGACGCCUGCAAGGCACGCAAAAAGGCAUGCACUGGAGACAUCCCAUGCGAGUCUUGUGUACGACUGGGGUUAUCAUGCACGUACAAUGUCCCCUAUAACCGGGGGUCUGCUGCUUUCCCGCAACCCUCUUCGCGACCUGUGGAAACAGGAGGCGGAAAUGGAGCGGACAAGCCGCCUGCUGAGAGAGUAGCAGCCAGGGCGAUAGUUACACCUCCACCCAUGCAGCUACCUGGACGCCGAUCUACCACCACGCCGUCGAGUCUAGCUGCGACACAUUCAUCGCCGGAAGAUGGUGAUUCAACCGAAGUUUGUGGCCAAUACCGAGGGCCGGCAUCGGCCCAUUCGUUCUUGGAUAGAGCCGUCAGAAACUUGCAUGGGGCUCCACCUCCACUGACGUCGCAUUCAGAGGAUGUCUCUGCUUCGAUUUUCUCGUAUGGCGAUCGGCGUGCCCCGAGAACCCUGGUAUCUCAAAUGCGCUGGCCCGACCGAUCAACGGCCGAUUACUUGAUACAGCGAUAUUUUGAUUUCGCAUCACCUACCUACCGAGUGGACUGUCGAAACUUGGGUGGAAACCCUUUUGGGCCCAAUGAGCCAUUAGAGAUCCAAAGUGCAGCCUCAACAGUGUCUACUGCUGCCAAAGCAAUUCUAUUACUGCUAUGUGCCACCAGUGCCUUAUUCUCCACUCUCUACGAUGGAUCACCUGCACAAAGCACCCAAAACUGGUCAAAUUGGCAGGAAAGCGAGACUUAUUAUCAGAUGGCUGAGCAGCUCCUUGCCCAGGAAGCCGGCGCACCGUCUCUGGAGUCUGCGCAGGCACGGUUUUUGACAGUGCUAUAUCUGCUGAGCACAUCUCGAGUGAACCAAGCAUGGUACAACUUUGGCACGACGGUACAAAUCGUGAUGUCACUAGGCCUUCAUCGAAAGCAAACACGUCCACGAGCAUUCGCGUCGAUUGCAUCGAAUGCGGUUGCUUCAGAAUGUUCGAAGCGUGUACUGUGGUGCUCCUUUACUCUUGAUGAGUACCUCAGCCUCAUACUUGGUCGGCCACGAUUACUCCGAGAAGAGGACAUUGAUCAAGAGUACCCAGCGUUAAUUAAUGAUGAAGCCCUUGACGCUAAGCCUAGACCACGUGCUGCUCUACAGAGAAAUUGUUUGAUGGAUGCAUCUGUUUGCCACGCGAAGAUAUCUCGAAUUCUAGCACGAGCCUCUAGGGACUUGUACUCGAUCCAGUCUCUCGAUAAGGAGCAAGAAGUCGAGGCCAUCGCAAUAUUAAUAGAGCAGAUCGGAGAAUGGCAAUCCAACUUACCACCUCUCUUGGGAGAUUGGGUUUGUCCGAGCAGCCUGAUUUCGAUUUUUCGAAGACAGCUGACUGUCAUCCGUCUCGCUCGACUACAUGCCAUUAUGUUUGUCACUCGGCCGCUUCUCCUUCGGGACUACUCACAGCACCAGGAGAAUGACAGACUCUUGAAGAAAUUUCUACGAACUUGCAUCUACACGGUUCGCGAUACCCUUGAGCUGGUGUUGGCGCUCGUGAAGGAUAAUCUACUGUUCCCAGCCUUCUGGUACACCCAGUAUAUUGCUUUCAAUGCCCUAUCAAUUGUCUACAUUUAUCUCAUCCACUCAAAAAAGGGUCGUAUUCCAUACGAAUGGCUAUUCGCGUGCGAGGAGGACCAGAAAUCACCACCCGUCGAUCGUCUGGUACUUUAUCAUCUGGCAGAGGAGGUGCAAUACCAUCUCGGUCAGGCCACCGAAAUGAACGCUCUUGCCUGGAGAUACACCGUCGUCCUGAAGGCUCUCAGACUGGAGGCAACUGGAGAAGGAAAUGACACGCAUGCUGAUGAUGCAGCAGAAUCGCAAGUCGAUCCGAAUGAAGAAGCCAUAGCCACUUUGCCAAUGGACGUCACUCGUGUAGAAGGUAUUUCUCAUGAGCAACACUCUGUCGAUUGGACUGGGCUUUGGACCUCCAUGAUGGAUCCAGUUAAUCCAUCGGUUCCCGGUGCGGGGACAUUUGAUUCAGGAAUAGGAGGCUUGCUCAGCUUCAAUGGUUCCACUGAUGAGCUUUGUCUUGACUUCUGGCCGCAGCUCGAUCGCCUACCAACAUCACUGUUGAAUUCACGGAAUGCGUCUCAGCUCUUUAGUGCUUCGAUUCCAUGCAACCAAUAUGCUACGACUGGAAAUGUGAAAUGA
Penicillium subrubescens is the source of this 2280-nucleotide messenger RNA. RefSeq lists its product as uncharacterized. Lineage: Eukaryota; Fungi; Ascomycota; Eurotiomycetes; Eurotiales; Aspergillaceae. The transcript has 3 exons. The record is from RefSeq and is a predicted model, not a curated record. Gene Ontology annotation, biological process: DNA-templated transcription; positive regulation of transcription by RNA polymerase II. Gene Ontology annotation, cellular component: nucleus. The coding region runs from base 1 to 2280 and encodes 759 amino acids. Gene Ontology annotation, molecular function: sequence-specific DNA binding; zinc ion binding; DNA-binding transcription factor activity, RNA polymerase II-specific.